CUCCAACGAUACGAACCGCCAUGACUGACCAUACCAUCUACUAACAAGAGCAGCAAUAAUAUCCUUCCUUCAAUCACUAUUGAACUUCUUAUAUUCUAAAUAAUAAUACACUCUGCUAAACAGCCACUGACUCAAUGAUGACACUACGACGCUCCGCUCGUCUAACCGCAGCGUCAGUGUCCAAGAACAACAGCACCACUACCAUCAGCACUGUCCCACAUCUGCAACCCAGAACUCAAACAAAGAGAGCAGCCAGCAGAACCACAAAUGGGGUCUCAAAGACACGAAAGCCCGCAGCAGUAGCAAGGGGCAAGAAAGCGCAGCUAAAUGCGAAUCCUAAGCUAGACCAAGCUUCUCCCCUCACAGAUGCACCAACAGCAUCAUCAUCGCACUCAAGCAACAGCAGACAAUCACCUAAUACUACCACUACCACCACUACCACUACUACUAACAACAUCUGGGACCCCAUCCCCACCCCCAGCAGCAGAACGACCCCUCCCCCACUCGACCGACCCGUCGAACCGCACCACACCAACGCAACGCUCCUAACCCCCCACGGCUCAUCACUAGUCGCCUACCCCCCAGGCACAGAUGCGGACGCCUCUCCAAGCAAGACAGGUCGGCCCCGUCCCACCGCCACAACAGGCACGCUUCUGGAGAAAGCAGCCGCACACCUGAUCGCCACAGAUCCGCGCCUCGAAUCGCUCAUCCGCGAACAUCCCUGCCCAUUGUUCACGCCGGAGGGUCUAGCCGAGGAGAUCGAUCCGUUCCGGAGCCUCGUUAGCAGUAUUAUUGGACAGCAGGUGUCCGGGGCAGCGGCGAAGUCGAUCAGGGAUAAGUUUGUGGCGCUGUUUAAUACCAACACCAAUGAUAAUAAGGAUGGAGAUGGCGGUACAAUAAGAACAAGCUUCUUCCCCACCCCGGAAGACAUCAUCAAAAAGGAUAUCACCACGCUCCGGACAGCAGGCCUGUCCCAGCGCAAGGCGGAAUACAUACAUGGAUUAUCUGAGAAGUUCGCCAACGGGGAACUGAGUGCCCGGAUGUUGUUGAAUGCUAGUGACGAGGAGCUCGUGGAGAAGUUGACUGCCGUGAGGGGUCUGGGCAAAUGGUCUGUUGAGAUGUUUGCUUGUUUUGCUCUGAAGCGCAUAGAUGUAUUUUCGACGGGGGAUUUGGGUGUACAGAGGGGAUGUGCGGUGUUUGUGGGCAAGGAUGUAAAUAAGUUGAAGGGAAAGGGUGGCGGUAAGUUCAAGUAUAUGCCUGAGAAGGAUAUGUUGGAGCUGGCGGCGAAGUUUGCUCCGUAUAGGAGCUUGUUCAUGUGGUAUAUGUGGCGGGUGACGGAUGUCAAUAUUGCUGUGUUGGGUGGGUAGAUACUACUUGGUAUAUACAGACAGGAUAUAGAUCUCAAGCAUCGGAUGGGUAUAGUGUCUAGAACUACUAUAUGUACAUUACUCAGAAGGUGUGGAACGCAUAUAGGUCUGCUACAGCCAAC
This is a messenger RNA of Aspergillus eucalypticola CBS 122712, 1489 nucleotides long. RefSeq names its product DNA-3-methyladenine glycosylase II (gene alkA). Gene Ontology annotation, cellular component: protein-DNA complex; nucleus. The transcript has 3 exons. Lineage: Eukaryota; Fungi; Ascomycota; Eurotiomycetes; Eurotiales; Aspergillaceae. Gene Ontology annotation, molecular function: DNA-7-methylguanine glycosylase activity; alkylated DNA binding; DNA-3-methyladenine glycosylase activity. Gene Ontology annotation, biological process: DNA alkylation repair; base-excision repair; base-excision repair, AP site formation. Bases 138 to 1367 code for a protein of 409 amino acids. The record is from RefSeq and is a predicted model, not a curated record.